GGAAUCCCCUUUGACAGGUUAAAAAGCGCUGCCUCCCACCCUUUUAGUCUCUCUCCACCAGCUGAAGAACUCGUGAUAGGUUCAAUUCAAGGAUGGGGCUGCUUGAUUUCGAUGUAGCUGCUGUCACAGAUUCAAAUUUGGGUGAUGGUGCAUGGGAUUGUGUCGUUUUGGUUUGCGAGAACCUUGACUGGCCAAACUUCAAAAAUUCUUUUGCACACAUAAAACCUGCCAUUGAAGAUGCAAACAAGAUUGAUCAGGGUGUCAAAAAUGGUUCAAGUGUCUUCUAUUUCAAAGAGCAAGGGAUCAAUUUAGUGAUAUUCUCCCAAGCUGGCCCACUUAAUAGAGAGUUUGAAGAUAGCAGAAAGUAUUUGGAUGUGACACUUAACGCUAUGAAAAGGGCAUUGAAGGCUGGGUGCAGAAAACCUUUGCUUGUACUACCCGGAGAAUUCACAUUCAAUGAUUAUGCAACUGUUUGUCUUCUGGCAGCUUUGGAAGCUUGCUAUGUGCCUUUGGAAAUCCGACAAGAUGUCCCAAAAAGAGCAAAGAAAGUAGAUGCACUUGGAUUAUAUGUAGGAAAAGGAGAUUCAUCAUCUGACUACAAAAUCCAGACCUCUAUUAUUGAAAAAGUGGUUGCACUUGAGAGUGGCAGGAUUGUUGCACGUGACAUUGGAGGGUCUGAUCCUGAACGCAUGGCUGCAAGAAAAGUUGCUGAGUAUCUGCAAGAAAUAUUUAAAGAUAGUACUAUCAAGAUUUCAGUUGAAGAUGAUGUUGGAGAGUUAAACAAAAAGUAUCCUUUGCUUGGCGCAGUUAACCGUGCUGCAAGUCGCGUUGAUCGACACCAAGGCCGAGUAAUCACAUUAGAAUACGUUGGUGAAGGAGAAAUCAAAUCAACAUACAUGUUUGUUGGAAAGGGAAUUACGUAUGACACUGGUGGUGCAGAUGUGAAAGCUGGUGGACAUAUGGCUGGUAUGCAUAGAGACAAAUGUGGAGCUGCAACUGUAGCUGGAUUCUUCAAGACUGUAGAUGCCUUAAAACCAUCUGGCAUCAAAGUUGUUGGCCGACUUGCCAUGGUUAGAAACAGUGUAGGAGCAGAUAGCUAUGUAGCAGAUGAAAUCAUUACUUCUGCGGCCGGUGUUCGUGUCAGGGUUGGAAAUACCGAUGCAGAAGGACGGAUGGCUAUGGCUGAUCCUCUCCACUAUACUGCCAUGCAGGCUUUGGGAGAAAUAAACCCUCAUCUCAUGACAAUAGCAACAUUGACAGGUCAUGCGAUCCGGGCAGUGGGACCGGAGUACACGAUUGUAUUGGAUAACGGGCCUGCUCGAGAAAAAAAGUUUGCCCAGAGACUGCAAGAAGAAGGUGAAAAACUUGCCGAUCCAUUCGAGAUCUCUACUAUUCGACGCGAGGACUAUAAGAUGAUUGCUGGCCCCAGUGAGUAUGAAGAUGUGCUUCAAUGCAACAACGAGCCAUCCUCAAUGACAAGUCGUGGACACCAGUUCCCAGCUGCCUUUUUGAUCAGGACAUCCGGCCUUGACAAGCAUGGUGUCGGAUGUGAGAAACCGUUAUGCUAUUCUCAUUUGGACAUUGCUGGCUCAUCUGGUCCGUUUCCAGGAAUUCCUACAGGGCGUCCAAUAGUAGCCUUGGCCAAAAUAAUUGGCCUUUUCUAGCAACGAAGUCGACGCUGAUUGAAGAAUUAUUGCAAGUAGUAGCUCCUAGUUGGUUCAGAUUUUUUUAGAAAUUAUACUAGACGAAAAGUGAUUUAUUACAAAAAUAAGGGAAUGUAGAUGCUAGCAGUCCUUCGUGCACUGAUUCAAAAUGAAUGUUUUACCUUUAUGCAAGACAAAGGUGGUGUCGGGUGUUCUCGGCUAAAUUUUUGGCCUCCCACGGUCAUAUUCAAAGUAAUGCCGUUUGCUAACCUUAUUUCUACAGAAAAAAUUCCCUUUGCUAGACCAAUUUCUAGAAAAAAGUUUCAUAAUGAGUUUAUUAUCAACAAAAAAUUAGUCGUUAGGAUAUAAUCGUUAGGACCUUCGUUUGGAAUCAAAUUGUCAAAGCACCAAUAAUAUCAAAUAUGAUAUUCUUGGCUGGACCAAAUUUGCAAUUAAAGUAUGAACCAAAAUUUCCUCAAAUACCUCUACCAUUGAAGAGGCCCUCUCCUCUAGUGAAAAUUUAAAUUUCAUUGGCGCUCAAGAAUCAUAUAGCAGUAAAAAAAUAUUUUUCAUCGAAUCUAUUUUUGAAAGAUAAAUUGCUAAACGAA
Messenger RNA from Rhopilema esculentum, 2251 nucleotides. Its product is annotated as putative aminopeptidase W07G4.4. Gene Ontology annotation, molecular function: manganese ion binding; metalloaminopeptidase activity. The record is from RefSeq and is a predicted model, not a curated record. Gene Ontology annotation, cellular component: cytoplasm. NCBI's taxonomy places the organism in Eukaryota, Metazoa, Cnidaria, Scyphozoa, Rhizostomeae, Rhizostomatidae. Gene Ontology annotation, biological process: proteolysis.